AUGGCACGAGAGGUCCUCCUCCCAAGCUUCGGCUCGACAUUCCUCAAGACCAAGAUCAAGAACAGCAUCAAGAACGAGCCAUACGCUUCCUCAGAUCCCAACGACCACUCAGCCUGCGGUCUUACCCUCAUCAAGCGCACCACCAAGGGUUAUUACUCCUCCAUCAACGCCAAUCUCCAGCGCACCUCCAAAGUCACCAACUCUUCGCCCAAGCGUGUCGAUAUCAAAAACUACAGUGUUCAUCACAACAACGAGACCUCAAUCCUCAGUCCUUCCAAGCCCUACAAACACGGUAUUUGUCACCGCUGCGCCCCAGACGAUCACAGUGACUGCACCAUCGGUCCCUCUCCCGUCAAAUGA
Colletotrichum fioriniae is the source of this 360-nucleotide messenger RNA. The record is from RefSeq and is a predicted model, not a curated record. NCBI's taxonomy places the organism in Eukaryota, Fungi, Ascomycota, Sordariomycetes, Glomerellales, Glomerellaceae.